This is a messenger RNA of Salvia miltiorrhiza (redroot sage), 450 nucleotides long. RefSeq lists its product as uncharacterized. Lineage: Eukaryota; Viridiplantae; Streptophyta; Magnoliopsida; Lamiales; Lamiaceae. Gene Ontology annotation, molecular function: nucleic acid binding; zinc ion binding. The coding region runs from base 1 to 450 and encodes 149 amino acids. The transcript has a single exon. The record is from RefSeq and is a predicted model, not a curated record.
AUGGAAUCCAAGUUUCGGAAGUACAAAAAGUUUCACAAGAGAAAUUACAGAGGCAGGGAGAAGAAGUACAAGCUUAGAUACUCCAACAACAAGACUGAAGAGAAUAAGUCAUCCACUCCCGAUCUCAAGGAUGUGGAGUGUUUUGGCUGCGGAAAGAUGGGACAUUACAGAACCGAUUGUCCUGAAUUGUCACACUUAGAGCGCAAAGCCCUUCGUGCUAAAAGAGAUCACAAGUACGAGAAGAAGAAGGUAAUGGUAGCUGUUGAUGCUGAAGAUGCUAGCUCCUCUACUGAAUCAUCAGCCAACAACUCCACAAGUUUAGACGAUGAGAGCCAGGCCCUCAUGGCUAGAGAUGCAGAAAGUGUAGCUGACAACUCAUGCAACAGCUACGUCAAUGGAAUGAAUGGGCCUGAGGGUAAAUCCAGGAAAAACAACAAGAAUAGGGAAUAA